AUGGACCACCCUAAAGACUUCCGCUCGACGGUCCUGCAGGCGCCCUCCCGUCACGAUGACCGCGACGACGACCGUGAUCACGACCGCCGCCGCCACCGCGACAUCAUGAAUCCUACGCCUGGCAGCACGCGCCAUUCAGGCUUCAACUUGCGAUCGCCUACCCAGUCCGAGUACCAUCACCCCCCGCACUCGUCAUACUCGUCGCCCAAAGCAGCGUCGUCGACAUCCCAUGCGCUCCCGCAUCACUCCCCGCGAUCCCAUCAGUCCGGCCUGUCGCAUCCGAAUCCUUACUCGUCCUCGUCGGCAGCCGGCGGUCCGCUUGCGCCCUCGUUGCCCGCGCUCGGCGGUGCCAGCAGCAGCUCGGGAGCUGGACAUCAUCAAGCUCCGCCGUUGUCGCCGUUGCACCCCCCGAGCGGAUACUACCCGCCACCCGAGUCGCAUCAGACGCGCGAGAAACCUGCUACGAGCAGCUACUACGACCCGUUGACUGACACUACAAGAGAAAGGAGGGUGUCUGACGCAGGUUGGAACAAUAAUGCGGCCAAUGGCUCGCCCAAGAUCUUUUUAGUGGCCACACUUGGUGCUGGUGCUGGUGUUGGAGGUCGUGCUUACGCCGUCUUUGUACCCUUUGCUCCCUUUCCCCCAUCCGGAUUUUCGGAGACGAUGGUGUGGAGAGGAGGCAGCGGAGCACUUCAGGCGUGA
This is a messenger RNA of Colletotrichum acutatum, 702 nucleotides long. RefSeq lists its product as uncharacterized. Bases 1 to 702 code for a protein of 233 amino acids. Lineage: Eukaryota; Fungi; Ascomycota; Sordariomycetes; Glomerellales; Glomerellaceae. The transcript has 2 exons. The record is from RefSeq and is a predicted model, not a curated record.